Monosiga brevicollis MX1 is the source of this 501-nucleotide messenger RNA. RefSeq lists its product as uncharacterized. The coding region runs from base 1 to 501 and encodes 166 amino acids. The transcript is spliced from 2 exons. The record is from RefSeq and is a predicted model, not a curated record. NCBI's taxonomy places the organism in Eukaryota, Choanoflagellata, Craspedida, Salpingoecidae.
AUGUGUUUGACUGGGCCGUGCAUACUGGCGCCUGUACCCGGACUGGGACAUGUCGGACGCACCACCCAUGUCCGUCUGUCCGUGUUCCAAACUCAAACGCUGCCCUUUUUUUUUUGCUUUCUUUUCUUUUCUUUGAUUUUGUUUCUUUUGUUUGCUUUGUUUUCUUUUGUUUCUCUCUCUCUCUCUCUCUCUCUCUCUCUCUCUCUCUCUCUCUCUCUCUCUCUCUCUCUCUCUCUCUCUCUCUCUCUCUCUUUCUUUCUCAAUGCUAACCCUUACAACAACACUAGUCCCAACUGCCCCUUACUUCUUUGCACUCCGUCCCUAUCGCACUGCAAAGAAAUGGCUUGGUCCGCAUCACUGGUAAACGAUCUUUGUGAGUAUGGCGAUGGCUUUGAGUUCGGCUCAAGCCAAGAGAUGGUGCAGAUGGUGCAGACCGUCUCGCCUUGCAAGGCCAUGAGCAAGGACCUGGGUAGCUCUGCUGCAGAUAAGCGAGAUAAUUGA